AUGUUCCUCUCAAGCGCUCUCGCUGGUUCGCCUGUUGGCUUGCUKAGUCUAUCUCUGGGAGGUCUAGCCAUCUACGCUCUCGGCGUGAUCGUCUAUCGACUUUACUUCCACCCAUUGGCAAAGUAUCCGGGGCCUUUGGUUGCCAAGCUCACAGAUUUGUACUCGACGUACCACGCUCUGCGUGGGGACCGACACUUGGAGUUCUGGCGCUGUCACGAAAAGUAUGGCAAUGUCGUGCGAUUCGGACCCAACAGCCUGUCGUUCAACAGCAACACCGCGCUGAAGGACAUCUAUGGCUUCAAAUCGAAUGCUAGGAAAGCAGACUUCUACAAAGCUUUCUGGGCUAGCAAAGACUCUGCAAGUACUCACAGCUCAAUCGAUAAAUCCAUACAUGCGCGGAAGAGACGAGUUUUGAGCCAUGCAUUUUCAGAUGCUGCCAUCAAAUCCUACGAGAAUCAUAUCCUCGCACAUAUUCGGCAAUUUUGUCAGAACCUUGCUGGACUUACCAGCUUUGCCGACUCACAAACCCCAGAGAAGAAGGGAUACGGUCAGGCGAUUGACGUUGCGGACCAGGCCAACUACCUCACGUUUGAUAUCAUGGGUGAUCUUUGCUUUGGAAAGGCGUUCGGUAUGCUCGAAAGACCAGACAACCGGUUUGCCAUUGAUCUAAUCGGCAACGCUGCUCAUCGUCACUUGAUUUGCGGCACAUAUUUACCAAUCCAUGACUACCACCUUGACAAGCUCUUCUUCCGCAAGAUCGCGGCUGGUCGAGCACGCUACAUGCAGUAUUCCAAGGGACAAGCUGCGGAACGCAUGAAGAUGGGCAUGGAUGUUGACCGGAAAGACUUCUUCUACCACCUUCUCAAAGCGAAAGACCCGGAAACUGGAGCUGGGUUCACGACUCCCGAACUUUGGGGCGAGAGUAAUCUAUUGAUCAUCGCCGGCUCGGAUACGACUUCCACAGCGCUGGCUGCCACCAUCUUCUACUUGGUACACCACCCUGAAGCAUUAAGAAAAGUCACGCAGGAGGUUCGUUCGGCCUUUGAGGAUGUUGAGGAUAUCAGAAUCGGUGCCACGCUUUCCAGCUUGCACUACGUCCGGGCUUGCGUUGAUGAAGCCAUGAGAAUGUCGCCUUCAGUCGGCGGUAUCCUACCUAGGGAGGUCCUUGCAGGCGGCAUGGAUAUCGACGGCUUGCAGAUCCCCGCUGGAACUGUUGUUGGUGUUCCUCACUACACAUUACAGCACAACAGCGCAUAUUACCCAGCGCCGUUCGAGUACAAGCCCGAAAGGUGGAUGGCCGGUUCAAGCAACGAUGUCACUGCCGACACUGUUGCUGUGACGCAAUCCGCGUUCUGUCCCUUCAGUGUGGGUCCUCGCGGGUGCAUCGGCAAGUCCAUGGCGUAUGCUGAGAUGACCACAACCUUGGCACGGAUCGUGCACAUGUACGAUAUGCGGCUGGCACCGGGCAGUACCGCUGGCGAAGGAAAGGCGAGCUUUGAAUACGGCCGUCACAGAUCGCAGGAGUAUCAGCUAAAGGAUUGUUUUACGAGCAUGAAGGAAGGCCCGCUGGUUCAGUUCCGAGCGAGGUCAUGA
Ramularia collo-cygni is the source of this 1593-nucleotide messenger RNA. Its product is annotated as probable cytochrome P450 67. The transcript is spliced from 3 exons. NCBI's taxonomy places the organism in Eukaryota, Fungi, Ascomycota, Dothideomycetes, Mycosphaerellales, Mycosphaerellaceae. Bases 1 to 1593 code for a protein of 530 amino acids. Gene Ontology annotation, molecular function: heme binding; oxidoreductase activity, acting on paired donors, with incorporation or reduction of molecular oxygen; monooxygenase activity. The record is from RefSeq and is a predicted model, not a curated record.